Messenger RNA from Durio zibethinus, 1564 nucleotides. Lineage: Eukaryota; Viridiplantae; Streptophyta; Magnoliopsida; Malvales; Malvaceae. The record is from RefSeq and is a predicted model, not a curated record.
GCUAUCCAAUUAAAACAAAUGGUACUUGCUAAAACCUUAUUUGAAUAAUUGGCAAUACGAUUUCAGAGGACUAUGUUCUGAGCUAAUUUUAUGAGUAUAUAAAUGUUGUAUUUACCGAUAAAACGUAAAACCUCGUUGUAACUUGCAAUUAUAUCACUUUUUAGAAUCUUUGGUGUCAAGUUAAAAGAUUAUCUUCAACAUCAGCAAUACAAGCCCAUAUACAUAGAUAAGAACUUUUACAUCUGCAUGCACCGAAAUGAUCAAUGAUCAGGGAAUAUCGAGUCAAAUUCCUUUCAGUUUCUCUAGUUUAAUGAAUGCAACCUAAUGGAUUUCUAUGCGCAUAACGGGUAUAAAGUAGAUGCUGGAAAACAAAGUAGUGUACCGUUGGUUGAGAGAUGGCCAUCUACGUACACUUGGUUCCUUUCUGUGGCAACAUAAUUGAAACAACAGUCACUGACAAGGAUAGUAGAAAAUUGGGUGCUCAGCAUUUGCUCCAAGUUCAUGUUCAAUGGGCAAGUAGUUAUUGCAGGAUUGAACUGUAAAUGGAUGUCCCAUCCGAUAAGAUCAAUGAGCAGCAAAAUUUUCACCUUACAACCCUGUGUUGACACCAAGUGCCUCGUUAUCCAACCCCUUCACAUAAACGACAUGCCUCUGUCUAUCGAGAGCUUUCUACGUGACUCCAAUGUAAUUUUUGCGGGAAUUGAAAUUGAGGAGACUGUGUUUAAAAACCAGAAUGAGUAUGGACCGAGUUAUACAAAGAAAAUUGAUGUUCGUUCCUUGGUCAAGGUACAUUUCCCAUUGAGCUUCUUUGGACAACCUGGUUUAAAAGCUGUUGCUAAUCGAUCGAUGGGGCUCCAUAAAUGGAGACCAAGUGAUGAUGAGUGCCUAAAGAACAUGGACUCUAGGUUUCUUGAUGUGGAGCAGGUUAAGUUUGCAUGUAUUGAUGCAUAUGCUUUAUACAGAAUUGGACACAAACUUCUCAAGGAGAUGUGAUGGAGUUCUUUGCUGUGUUUCUACAUUUUGUUUGGAUUGACAGAAAGAUAUGAACAACAAUGUGUUCAAUAGAUGGAAUUAAUAUUCCUGCUUUUCCUAAUCCCAAUAGAUCGUAUUGAGCAUAUAUUUAUAUUUAGCUACAAAAUGCUUCAUUUGAUCUUAAUUCAAACAGCAAUGCUUCAAACUAUGGGUACCGUUGUAUCUGACAUUUUAUUUAUGGGUUCUGCAUUGAGCUACUACCACUCAAAAUCUACUUUCUGGCCAGUCAUUUAUCUGCUUAAUUAUAUCUUACUUAUUAGUUUAAUGAUUGGCAAUAUAUUGAUAUCUGUUGAAUGAACAGAUCAAAUAAAUUUGAUAGAAGAAGUAUUGGACUUUCCCUCCCAUUCCAUGUUAAAAGUCAAAUUACUUCUGCUGAUAAGAUCAAUUCAAAGAAUAGUUGGUUUACCAAUUAUCAGUGCCCUGCUGUAGCCAACUCCAUAUCAUUCAGAUCAGUUCCCAGGGAGUCUUUCCGUAGCUAAAUGCAGGCAGCUGUGACAUGAAUUUAGUAGUGAGUCAAGAUUCAAAGCUUCAA